AUGUUUUUAAACAUUGAGAUGGUCGAGAAGCACAGGGACUUCUUACGGUUUUUGUGGCAUGAAGAUUGUGAUGCAACAAAGGAUCCAUCGGUGUACCAUUUCAACACAUUAAUAUUUGGGCAAACCGAUGGUCCCUUCACGGCCAUAUAUACACUACAAAGACAUGCGAAGGAAAUGUUGGAAUCUAGUACGAACCCCCUCACGCAACGUGCAUGUAAUAUAUUACUUAGAGACACAUAUGUUGAUGAUAUUACAUCUGGAGCCGACUCGGUCGAUGAUGCGUUGGCGCUGCAGGAGGAAUUAAUGAGAAUUUUGGAAACAGCGGGAUUUAAGGCCAAAAAGUGGUGUUCGAAUUCAAACAAAUUUCUUCAAGGUCUUAAUCCAGCUGAAAGAGCACCAACCACCAUCCGACCACUAGGUGGUACGGAGGAAUUAGAGCAAACUGAGGAAAUAUUUGUGCAAACAAAAACAUUGGGAAUUAGCUGGGACCCGGAAACUGACCUUUUCGUUUACAAUAACCACGAUCGUUUGGCUGAAGAAAAUUUGGACACGAAAAGAUCGGUUGCCUCACUGAUGGCUAAA
Molecule: messenger RNA, 582 nt
Organism: Paramuricea clavata
Lineage: Eukaryota; Metazoa; Cnidaria; Anthozoa; Malacalcyonacea; Plexauridae
Source: the annotation of a GenBank genome assembly